AUGGACCGCGAAGCGUUUCGGCAGGCGGGGUACAGGGCGGUGGACGAGGUGUGCGAGUAUUUUGCGACGCUCGAGUCGCUUCCUGUAGCCGCGCAGGUAGAGCAGGGGUACCUUGCCAAGCAGAUUCCAGCGCAGGCGCCCGAGCAUGGCGAGGCGUGGGAUACGAUCCAGCGCGAUUUUCACACACAGAUCAUGCCGGGCAUGACGCACUGGCAGCAUCCCAUGUUCUAUGGCUUCUUUCCGUCGAAUGUGACGUACGAGGGUAUCUUGGCGGAUAUCUACACGGCUGCGACUAACAAUCCCGGUUUCAACUGGACCGCAUCGCCGGCGGUGACGGAGCUCGAAUUUAUUGUGCUCGACUGGCUGGCAGGCAUGGUCGGACUCGGCGCUGCGUUUCACUCGAAUGACAUGUCGCACGAGGGAGGCGGGGUAAUGCUCGGCGGCGCAAGCGAGGCGACAUUUACCAUGGCAAUCGCCGCGCGCGAACGCGCGCUCGAUCGGCUUGCCCACACAGCGCCUGCAUUGCGCGCAUCGUUGCUGCCCACCAUGGUGAUGUACGGCACGUCGCAGACGCACACCGUCGGCGCCAAGGCGGCCAAGAUGCUGGGGCUGCAGUUUCGUGCGCUCGACGUGUGCCGCGCCGAUGACUACGCACUGCGCGGCGCGACGCUGCAGGCGGCACUCGACGAGGACCGCGCCAAGGGACUGCACCCAUUUAUCCUCAUCGCGACAUACGGCACGACCAACUCGUGUGCGAUAGACCGGCUCGACGAGAUUGCACGCGUCGCAGCAUCAGAUCCGACGCUGUGGCUCCACGUAGACGCCGCGUACGGCGGCGUGACGCUGGCGUUGGAAGAGGAGCGUAUGCCCGCACAUCUCGACGCGAUCCGAACGCACUUUGACUCUUUCUCGCUCAACCUGCACAAGUGGGGACUCGUGCACAUGGAGUGUGCGCCGACAUUCCUGCGCAACCGGCGCUACCUCGCGAAUGCACUCUCGCUCACGCCCGAGUACCUGAAAUCCAGAGGCACGGAUGCCGCCGCGCUCAACGAUUUGCGCAACCUGCAAAUCGUCUUGGGACGCAGGUUCCGUGCCUUGAAGGUCUGGUUUGUCCUGCGCAGCUUUGGGCAGGCGGGGUUCAGGACACAUCUGCGCAACGCCAUUGCGCAAGCAGCGCACUUUGCGCAUGCGCUGCAGCGCAUGCCAGCGUUUGAGAUCGUGCAUCCGCCGCGCUGGGGACUCGUCAUGUUCCGCCUUUUGGCUGCAGGCACAGGCACAGAUGUCGAUGCGCUCAAUCGGCGGUUCAACGAUGUGCUGCUCACCCGCCAGGACGCCAUGUUCCUCACGCCUACCGUGCUCCCAGAAGUCGGGUUUUGUCUGCGGAUUGUGUUUGGCGCUCCGGCUACCGAAAUGCGCCACGUAGACAAGGCACUUGAUCUGCUUGCGCAGUGUGCGGCGCAGACGCUGCACCACGCCGACGAGCCUCACGGCGCCGCACCCGCUUCAUAG
Molecule: messenger RNA, 1509 nt
Organism: Malassezia vespertilionis
Lineage: Eukaryota; Fungi; Basidiomycota; Malasseziomycetes; Malasseziales; Malasseziaceae
Exons: 1
Coding region: 1-1509 (502 amino acids)
Biological process (GO): amino acid metabolic process
Molecular function (GO): carboxy-lyase activity; pyridoxal phosphate binding
Source: RefSeq, a predicted model, not a curated record